ACACACACACACACACACACACACACACACACACACAUACGCCUUUCUGUGCAAAGUGGGCCUGAGAGCUCACUCAGGCCAGCCAUGGCAUCCAGCCUGACGUGCGUGGGGCUGCUAUGGGCCUUCCUGUCGCUGCUGAGUGCCGCCGCCUCCUGCGUUGGCUUCUUCAUGCCCUACUGGCUGCUCGGACAGCAGAUGGACAAACCGGUGUCGUUCGGCACGCCCCGCCGCUGCUCUCAUCCGGCGCUUGUGACGAGGAGCCAGGCCACAGUGAUGGUGGAGCAGUGCGGGCGCUACGCCUCCUUCCUGGGCAUCCCCAGCCUGGAGUGGGCAGAUCUGCACGGUGGUGACGUGGCGGCUGCUGGCCUGCUGCUGCUGGUGGGUCUCACGGCGCUCAUGGGCUGCUGCAUCUCCGAGCUCAUCUCCCGGACCAUCGGACGCGUGGCAGGGGGCAUCCAGUUCGUGGGAGGACUGUUAAUCGGUUCUGGAUGUGCCCUCUACCCACUCGGCUGGGACAGUGAGGAGGUCCAGCAGACUUGCGACAACAGAUCGGACCAGUUCCAGCUGGGUUCCUGUCAGAUUGGCUGGGCGUACUACUGCACGGGUGCGGGGGCGGCGUCUGCCAUGCUGCUGUGUACCUGGCUGGCCUGUUUUGCUGGGAAGAAGCAGAAGCAGUACCCGUACUAGAGCAACGAGCCGAGGAGACAGAGAGAGUGUGAGAGAGAGAGGGACAGAGAGAGAGAGAGGGCUGUGAAGUGACAAAACACAGCCACGGGCGCUGAGGCAGAGCAAGCAAGCACGAGAGGCACAAGUCAAAAAGUGUGUGUGUGUGUGUGUGUGUGUGUGUGUGUCUGCCUGUCUCUUUUUGUGUUGGAGAAAAGCUGUGUGUCAGGCAGAGGAAUUGAGAGUGAAAAAACAAAAGGUGUGUGUGUGUGUUUGUCUGUUUGUUGUAUAAAUCAGGGACACACACUAAAGGCAAGAUCCUGCACAUGCCCUGACAGUCACAGGGCUCCUCACGUACGAUGACGCCUGGGCCUCCUACGACUAUGAGAAGAAGCGCAGCACAGCCACACAACAAUUGUGUUGUCUGAACAGACUGGCUUCUAAAGCAGUUCGACUUUAAGGACAACCACUUCAACAACAAACAAGAAAAAAGAAAAAAGUUAAAGGACCAAUAUUUUUUCUUUCUGUAUCACUGUCAAGUAACUCUUUUUGAAUUAGUGCUUUUUCGUUUGACUUUCAUCUUGCUGGUUGGUGACGUUCUAGUGGUAGUGUGCCCUGUGACAAAGAGAAAAGAAAACUGACUUUGUUGUUGUUGUGGAGUGCCCCCCCUACACACUUUAUAUACCCUACACAUAUAUUUUAUUUUUAGCAUAUAUCUGCCUUACGUGCAUCAUUAUAAUGCAAUAAUCUCCAUAGUAUACAACCCAAAUGUAGGUCCAUAACACCUUAUCAUAAUGUUUAUUGGUUGAUGUAUGCUAUAGGUAUGUAUAUGUUGUGUUUGACAAUGUAUGUAUCAUAUGAGCAUACACCUUUUUGUACAAAGGAAAAGCAAAAUAUGAAGCCAUUUAUUGUUUUUAUUGUUUUGUGUUUGUAAAUAAACACUGUUUAUUAUGGUU
Messenger RNA from Alosa alosa (allis shad), 1619 nucleotides. Its product is annotated as LHFPL tetraspan subfamily member 6 protein-like. The record is from RefSeq and is a predicted model, not a curated record. Lineage: Eukaryota; Metazoa; Chordata; Actinopteri; Clupeiformes; Clupeidae. Gene Ontology annotation, cellular component: membrane.